AUGAUAAAGUAGCAUUCCGAUCGGUGUUUCCAUCUUCAACCUGAGUAAAUCUACAAUUUUCCGUCGCCAAAUCUCUCUAAACAAUGGCCGGACGAGGGAAAACCCUAGGAUCUGGAGCGGCAAAGAAGGCUACUUCAAGAAGCAGCAAAGCCGGCCUUCAAUUUCCCGUUGGUCGUAUCGCUCGUUUUCUUAAAGCCGGUAAGUAUGCCGAGCGUGUGGGUGCCGGAGCUCCUGUCUAUCUCGCUGCCGUCCUUGAAUACCUCGCCGCUGAGGUCCUUGAAUUGGCUGGCAACGCAGCAAGGGACAACAAGAAAACUAGAAUCGUUCCGAGACAUAUCCAAUUAGCGGUGAGGAAUGAUGAAGAAUUGAGCAAGCUUCUUGGCGACGUCACCAUUGCUAAUGGUGGUGUUAUGCCCAACAUUCACAACCUUUUGCUCCCGAAGAAGGUUGGUGGUUCUUCAAAGCCGUCCGCUGACGAAGAUUAGGGAUACGAGAUGGACGGGGAUUGCGAAUCGUAUUGAACUACAUUCUGUUUGUGUCUGUUAGGGUUUCAAAUUACGGUCUUUUUUGGUUCAAUUUGUGUUUGUAGGAGUUGUAUUAGAGAUAGGGUUCCAAACUUCCAAUCAACUAAUGUGUAUAUCUGUCAUUUUAGUGCGACAUUCUAAGCUUCUUCAUAAUGAAUAUCAGUUCUAUUACUACA
Messenger RNA from Cynara cardunculus var. scolymus (artichoke), 700 nucleotides. Its product is annotated as histone H2A.6-like. Bases 84 to 485 code for a protein of 133 amino acids. Gene Ontology annotation, molecular function: protein heterodimerization activity; structural constituent of chromatin; DNA binding. Gene Ontology annotation, cellular component: nucleosome. The transcript has 2 exons. NCBI's taxonomy places the organism in Eukaryota, Viridiplantae, Streptophyta, Magnoliopsida, Asterales, Asteraceae. The record is from RefSeq and is a predicted model, not a curated record.